UCAAAGUGUAUUUUAUAUGUGUCAGCUUCACUUCUUAAUUUGCAGUUACAUAUUUCGUCAUAAAUUUGAAACUUGUAUAAAGACACUUUUUUUUCUUUUUUCUAAUUCAAUUGAUUAAAUGACGAUGAUGAUAAUAAUAAUAAAAAUAAUAUUUUAUGUAUAUUAAAAUUGACGUAAACACAAUUUGAGCUUGGUUCUUAUCUUUCAGAUGUUCUUAUAUAUAUUUAUUAAAACAAUUUUUUAUAGUGCGCAAGGGCAACGGGCCAACAGGCCAACGGGGGUCACUUUCUUUAUCCUUAUUUCUCUUUUAUAUAUCAUAUAUACAAAUACACAUGAACAUAUUAUGUAUACACAUGAAUAUUAUGCUAAAAAUUGCAACCGGUGGCUGACUGAUAUACGCAACAUCAACAUUAAUGACAACACAGUGUUUGUGCGACUAUCGACACGACAAUAUGUAGACUCGCGACUAAAUUAUAUUAUUUCUCAUUAUAUUUGUCUUCUGUGCGCAUUUAUAUAUAUCUAUUAUUAUUUUUUCUUACGGCUUUUUUUUUUAUUUGAAUAGUAAUUAAUUAGUUGAUUAAUUAAUUAUAGAAAAGAAAAAGCUAUAUAAUAAUUAUAAUUUCAAGGCAUUUAUACAAACGAAAUAAUUAUUCCAUUAAUAUUUAUUAAAGAUUAAAAACAAGAAAAGCAACUAUUAAUAGGGAAAUGUAGUUUUUUCGAAUAUUUAAUAUUUAAUUUUUUAUAAGAUAAAAUGUUUGCAUGCGCAAUUGAUUCAAAAAGAUGGCAAAGAGACAAUAAUAUACUUUUAAAAGCUGCAAAAGAUCUUGAAGAACGUCGUAGUCAUUAUGAGCCAUCAAUUGGACCUGGACCAGAUGAUUUGGAUCAUUUUAAUAUUGAAGAAAAUGAUUUUGUGCCACAUUUUCAACGUGUAUCAAUAUCUGGUGAAGAUACAUCAGGUGUACCAUUGGAAGACUUGGAGGAAGCAUCACAAAUGCUUGUCAAGGCACUCGAUAUACGUGAAAAAUACAUGUAUAAUUCAAAGCAAACAUUUCCAUCGAUAACAUCAAAAUUUUUAAGAAGUAUUGACAAACGGCCAUUGAAUGCAGAUGACGAAGUACAGCAUGAUGAUCGAAUGGCAAUUGCUGAUCAUCCAGUUCAUGCACCAGCAUCAAGAGAUCCAUGGGAACUUGAAUUUCCUCCUUCAAAAAAUUAUAUAAUAUCACCAGUAAAUGGUGUAUUUAAUGUUUAUGAAAACAAAGAUGAUGUUAAAAAUGGAAAACCAUUGCCAUAUACAUAUCCAGAUCUUGGACAUUUUGUUGGUGAUAUGAAUGUACUUUGUGCAAUGAUUGCUGAUGGUCCAUUAAAAUCAUUUUGCUACAGACGUUUAAGUUAUUUAUCAUCGAAAUUUCAAUUACAUGUAUUAUUAAAUGAAUUACGUGAAUUGGCUAGUCAAAAAGCUGUACCACACAGAGAUUUUUAUAAUAUUAGAAAAGUUGAUACACAUAUACAUGCAGCAUCAUGUAUGAAUCAAAAACAUUUAUUACGUUUUAUUAAAAAAACAUUAAAAAAUCAUGCUGAUGAAGUUGUAACUUGUUCAAAAAAUGGUGAAAAAAUGACACUACGUGAAGUAUUUCAAUCAAUGAAUUUAACAACAUAUGAUUUGAGUGUUGAUAUGCUUGAUGUACAUGCUGAUAGAAAUACAUUUCAUAGAUUUGAUAAAUUUAAUGCAAAAUAUAAUCCAAUUGGUGAAAGUCGUUUACGUGAAGUAUUUUUAAAAACAGAUAAUUAUCUUGAUGGUAAAUAUUUUGCACGUAUUAUCAAAGAAGUAUCAAGUGAUUUGGAAGAAUCAAAAUAUCAAAAUGCCGAAUUACGUUUAUCAAUAUACGGCAAAAGUCCAGAUGAAUGGGAUAAAUUAGCAAAUUGGGCAAUAAAGGGUGAUGUACAUUCUGAUAAUAUAAGAUGGCUCAUACAAAUACCACGUUUAUAUGAUAUAUUUAAACUCAAUAAAUUAAUGGUUAAUUUUCAAGAAAUAAUUAACAAUAUUUUUUUGCCUCUAUUUGAAGUUACAAAUGAUCCAAAUUCACAUCCAAAUUUACAUAAAUUUCUUCAGUAUGUCAUUGGUUUUGAUUCAGUUGAUGAUGAAAGUAAACCAGAAAAUCCUUUAUUUGAUAAAGAUGUAUGUCCACCACAAGAAUGGAAUGACAUUGAAAAUCCACCAUAUGGAUAUUAUCAAUAUUAUACAUAUGCAAAUAUGACUGUUCUCAAUCAUUUUAGAUCAGAAAGAGGCUUCAAUACAUUUGUUCUUCGUCCUCAUUGUGGUGAAGCUGGUCCAAUUCAACAUCUUGUUUGUGGUUUUAUGAUGGCUGAAAAUAUAUCACAUGGUUUAUUGUUACGUAAAGUUCCAGUACUUCAAUAUUUAUAUUAUCUUGCCCAAAUUGGUAUUGCCAUGUCACCAUUGAGCAACAAUUCUUUAUUUUUAAAUUACCAUAGAAAUCCAUUACCAGAAUAUUUAGCACGUGGUUUAUGUAUUAGUUUAUCAACUGAUGAUCCAUUACAAUUUCAUUUUACAAAGGAACCUUUGAUGGAGGAAUACAGUAUUGCUGCACAAGUUUGGAAACUUAGCUCAUGUGAUAUGUGUGAGCUUGCAAGAAAUUCAGUAAUUAUGAGUGGAUUUCCUCACAAGAGUAAACAAUACUGGCUGGGACCAAAUUAUACAAAAGAAGGUGUUGCUGGUAAUGAUAUAACACGAACAAAUGUACCAGAUAUUCGUGUUGCCUAUCGAUAUGAAACACUUCUUGAUGAAUUGUCAAAUAUUUUUAAAGUCGUUGAAAAACAACCGGUUGUUAUUUUUUAAAUUUUUAAAUUUUUAAAUUUUACUAUUCAAAAAUAAUAUAAUAAAAAUAUUAAUACUUGUUAUAACAAUAUAAUAUUCUAUAAAAUAUAUAUAUAUAAAAAAAAUUCAAUUUACAAGUCAAUAAGUCAAAUAAUAAUUCAAUUUAUUUUCAAGUAGUAUGUGUUUUUUUUUUUUUCAUUAUAAUUUUCUCUCUGAAUAAUAUUUUUGUACGUUUGUAAAAGUUGUUUUAUUUUUAUUUUUUAACAAUUUACUAUAGUAUAAAUUAUCAUGUCUUUCUUUGAAAUUUUUUGUAAUAAAUUUUGUAGUUUGAUGAAAAAUAAAAUAAAUAAACAAAUAUUUAUUUAUAUCGUAAAAUUAAAU
This is a messenger RNA of Aphidius gifuensis, 3214 nucleotides long. RefSeq names its product AMP deaminase 2 (gene AMPdeam). The transcript has 7 exons. Gene Ontology annotation, biological process: AMP metabolic process; IMP salvage. Gene Ontology annotation, molecular function: AMP deaminase activity. Gene Ontology annotation, cellular component: cytosol. Lineage: Eukaryota; Metazoa; Arthropoda; Insecta; Hymenoptera; Braconidae. The coding region runs from base 752 to 2854 and encodes 700 amino acids. The record is from RefSeq and is a predicted model, not a curated record.